UAUACGCGCCGAUCUGUGUGAGAAUAACCUCACCCCGGUUUGUGCAUUUGAAACCGGAUACCCGUCCUUAUUUGCAUAUGGUUUCCGUCAAUACACGGUUUGACCACUCACUCAACCUAAGAGUUGUGUCUCUUCGGUGACACUAGUCAUUUUGUAGAUGGACUCUUAUCAGGUGAAUUUGUGAUCAUAUUAAAGUGCUUGAUUUUAGUCUACAGUCUGCUGCAACACAGCGAAUUUUUAAAGUACCUCUCACCAUUUUUAUUGAUUUUAUCAACUUAGUGGAGCUUUCAGUCAUUGAGUUUUUGCGAAUAUUGAAGAUGGAGAACACAUCGUCUGAUACGCUUUUCACGACUCAAUCAACUCCUCAAACCGAAUACCCGGAAAUUGUCGGUUUUAAUGCGAGCGAUAAGAUCGGAGUCGCCAUCUACUGCAUCAUCGGGUUGUGUGGAUUUAUCGGCAACCUAUUGGCAUGUAUCGUGUUCUGGUCGCUGCGAUCGAACAGGAACCAGGUUAGUUUGCUUAUCUUCACCCAGGCACUGGCUGAUCUUGUAACCAGUGUCCUCCUGAUAUCAUUCGCGAUAACUCGAGUUUAUAGACACUUAAUGCCGACAGAGGGCGCCACAGGGGAGUGGCUGUGUCGAUUCUGGUGGUCUCGUUUCGUGUUGUUCUAUUUCUUCGCCAUCUCCACCUUUAACUUGACGCUGAUUUCCUUGGAGCGUUACGUAGCCGUGGUGCACCCGCUUACGUACUCCAAGCGAUUCACGAGCCGCAACACUAAGGUCUUCGUGGGGGUAAUUUGGCUCUUCUGCCCGGUCAUGCAGUACGGGCAGUCGCUCUGGGGUUACUCGGCAGCGAGUGGUACGUGCCAAACAGUUCCAUCUUGGGAUGCCUACGGCCAGGCUAUAUUCGGAGUCCUCCUGUUUCUUUGGGAGUUGGUGACUCCAAUCUGCACUAUGGGGAUUUGUUACCUAUUCAUCGUUAAGACUUUACGCGAGAAGGAACGGGCAGUUAGAAGAUCGAAAUCGGUGACGGUGAAACCCGAAGGGAGGUUCGGGUCCGUCGUGAAACCGACGAGACAGAACUCUCGAAAGGGAAUAACGAUGACUCUGCUGAUUCUGUUCAUCAUCUACGUCAUAUGUUGGACCCCGAAUCAAACCACGUUCGUCCAGUUUAAUCUCGGAGGUCCUCUAGACUUCAACGGAGGUUGGUACCUCUUCACAGUCAUCCUGGCGUUCCUGAAUUGCUGCGUCAACCCUUUCGUCUACGCGUUCCGGUUGCGGCAGUUCCGGGUGCGGGUCAAAGGCAUACUUCAGUGCCGGAGGAAAGGGAUCGCGCGUGGUGGAGAGUCAGAUGAUGAGUUCUUCCGGGAUCCGGCUUCGAACAGUAGUAAGUGGAGUGCCAGGAAGGAGAAACUGGGGAAGAUGUUCGGAAUGAAACUUUCCGAUAGGCAGGGAAGUAGCGUGACUCCAAGCACUCCUCAUACAUCACCACAAGGCACACCCCAUGCCACACCCCAUGCCACACCCCAUGGCACGCCCCAUGUGUCGCCGCGUGCCACGCCCGUGCUGGUCAAGAAAAACUAAGAAACUGCCAGGAAUGGCAAAAAUAGUGUCCACUGAUACGCAAGGAGUAACUUGGCUGAACUGCUUAAUGAUAAUAAUUAUAAUACUAGGCUUAAGUUUUGUAGAAACAAACAAAAAGGUGUUUGGCUUCCGGGAGUAAGCUUGCUUUGUAAUAAGAGGUCGACAUUGCAAAAACAACGUGAUGACGUCACCAUGACGUCACUAUGAGUCUAUGCAAAACAAAAUUAGUGACUUCUUAUUUUGGCACUCAUAUCGGUCACCCAGUGACGCUCACAAGGCGUUUCAACAUUCAGUAUUUUCCUGCAAGGCACGUGGGACUAUACGUUUGAAU
Molecule: messenger RNA, 1914 nt
Organism: Asterias rubens (European starfish)
Lineage: Eukaryota; Metazoa; Echinodermata; Asteroidea; Forcipulatida; Asteriidae
Product: allatostatin-A receptor-like
Exons: 2
Coding region: 318-1583 (421 amino acids)
Biological process (GO): G protein-coupled receptor signaling pathway
Cellular component (GO): membrane
Molecular function (GO): G protein-coupled receptor activity
Source: RefSeq, a predicted model, not a curated record